CCUUCGUGAGCGGGGGGAGCGGGGUGAGGGGCGGCUGCUGGGCCCGGGGGAGCGGCCCCUCCUCACCCCCCCGAGGUGUGUAAAACGGGAAGGGGAAGAAAAAGAGAGGAAGAGGAGGAGUUUUGCUCUACCUGCCGGUGAGCGUCAUGACUCCGGAGUAAAGGCUUUGGGUUGUGGUUGCGGAGGGGUCGCGGCUGGGAGGAAAAACGGUGAGGAAACAGAGGGAUGUAGAGUGACCAGGGUCUCCAAACCUGAAGCAGCAAAGCGGUGACAAAACUGGGCAUAAAAACCUGGUGGUUCCUCAGCCUGCUGUCCUUCGCCAGUCUUGGAAAAUGGCACCACCACCAAGAGAUGCAGGAGUAUGGAGACAAACCCGAGCUCUCUUAUUCAAGAACUGUCUUAUUAAGUGUAGGACUAAAAAAAGCAGCGUUCAGGAGGUCCUUUUCCCACUCUUUUUCUUGUUUUGGCUCAUUCUGAUGAGCAUGAUGCAUCCGCACAGGAAGUACGACGAGGUGGCCAACACCGACCUUGGCACCCUGGAUACCUCCAUGGUGGUGAAUUUUGUCAUUGGAUACACCCCACCAACCCGCAUGGCACGAGAAAUCAUGAAGAAGGUGGCUUUUGAUUACUUUGAAGAAGGUAUCAUCACUGAGGAGUAUUUAAGUGAAGAGGAGCUGCAAGAGGCCAGUGCUCUUAAACGCUCCAGCUUCGUGGGGGUUGUGUUCACUGAUGCCAUGUCCUACCAGCUGAGGUUUCCUGACUCUGUUGCCAUGUCUUCCAUUUAUAUGGAAUCCAGAGCCAGUUGCUCCAGCCUGCGGAAAGGGUGUGAGUCAGUGACCUACUGGAGCUCAGGGUUUCUUGCUCUGCAAGCCUGCAUCGAUGCUGCCAUCAUACAGCUGAAGACCAACCAUUCAGUUUGGGAACAACUGGAACUGACCAGAGCGGUGGUUAUGGGAGAGGCUGCAGUGGUGGAAAUAGAUAAUUUUCCUCGUGCAAUCAUUUUGAUUUACUUAGUGAUUGCUUUCUCACCCUUUGGGUAUUAUUUGGCAAUCCAUAUUGUGGCAGAAAAGGAGAGGAAGUUAAAGGAAUUCUUAAAAAUAUUGGGACUUCAUGACACCGCCUUUUGGCUUUCCUGGGUGCUGCUCUACAUCAGCCUGAUUUUUGUCAUGUCCAUUCUCAUGGCAGUGAUUGCAACGGCCUCUUCCCUCUUUCCUCAGAGCAGUGCCUUUGUGAUAUUUCUCCUUUUUUUCCUGUAUGGAAUCUCUUCAGUUUUCUUUGCACUUAUGCUGACACCUCUGUUUAAAAAGUCAAAGCACGUGGGUAUAGUGGAGUUCUUGGCGACGCUGGCUUUUGGUUUUGUGGGCCUCAACAUUGUCCUGCUGGAAGAUUUCCCCAAGUCCUUCGUGUGGCUCCUCAGCCCCUUGUGUCAGUGCAGCUUCUUGAUCGGGGUCGCACAGGUCAUGCAUCUAGAAGAUUAUGAAGAUGGUGCAACAUUCUCAAAUAUAAAUCGGGGUCCUUACCCACUCUUUAUCUCUCUUAUUUUGUUGGUGCUGGAUAGCAUCUUCUACCUGCUUGUAGCUGUCUACCUUGACCAGGUUAUCCCAGGGGAGUUUGGUCUCCGCCGCACCCCCUUUUUCUUCAUGAAGCCGUCGUUCUGGUCAAAGCACAGGAAGAAUUACAAGGAGUUGUACGAGAGCAGCAUCAACGGCAGCUUGAGUUUCAGUGAGAUAGUCGAGCCUGUGCCUUCCGAAUUUCAGGGGAGAGAAGCCAUCAGAAUCAGCUGUGUUCAGAAAACAUUCAGGAAAAAGGGGGAAACUGUGGAGGCUCUUCGAAAUUUAUCCUUUGACAUCUACGAAGGUCAGAUCACGGCUCUGCUCGGGCACAGUGGGACUGGGAAGACCACUCUGAUGAACAUCCUUUGUGGGCUGUGCCCACCCACAGACGGGUUUGUCUCUGUCUAUGGGCACAAAGUCUCUGAAAUUGAUGAGAUGCUGGAAGUGCGCCAGAUAGCAGGGGUGUGUCCCCAGUCUGACAUCCACUUCGAUAUAUUAACGGUGGAGGAGAAUCUCUCCAUAUUUGCUGCCGUUAAAGGAAUCCCUCAGAAUGAUUUGAUACAAGAGGUGCAGAAAGUGUUGCUGGAUUUGGAUAUGCAACCUAUCAGAGACAACCAAGCUAAAAAGUUAAGUGGGGGGCAGAAGAGGCGGCUGUCAGUAGGAGUUGCUGUUCUGGGGAACCCGAAGGUUUUGCUGCUGGACGAGCCGACUGCGGGGAUGGAUCCGUGUUCCCGGCACAUCGUCUGGAACCUCCUCAAAAGCAGGAAAGCAAAUCGUGUGACUGUUUUCAGUACCCACUUCAUGGACGAGGCUGAUAUUCUUGCUGAUCGCAAAGCUGUGAUUUCUCAAGGGAUGCUGAAAUGCCUUGGAUCUUCUCUCUUUCUGAAAAGCAAAUGGGGGAUUGGCUACCGCCUGAGCAUGCACAUCGAUGCCUAUUGCAACACGGAGGCUACGACCUCGCUGAUCCGGCAGCACAUCCCAGCAGCCAGCCUGAUCCAGGAGAAUAAUGAGCAGCUCAUCUACACCCUGCCACUCAGGGACAUGGACAAGUUUGCAGGCUUGUUUUCUGACCUGGACACUCAUUCCCAUUUGGGCGUUAUCACCUACGGCGUUUCCAUGACGACACUGGAGGAUGUCUAUCUGAAGCUGGAAGUUGAGGCAGAGAUUGAUCAAGCAGAUUAUAGUGUGUUCAAUUCCCAACAAGUGCAGGAGGAGAUGGAUACCAAAUCCCUCGAUGACAUGGAGCAGAGCCUCCUGAUGCUCUCAGAGACAAAGGCACCAACAAUGAGCAAAAAAGCCCUUUGGAAGAAGCAGGUUUCCACGAUAGCAAAAGUUCACUUCCUUAGUCUCAAGAGGGAAAAUAAAUGCGUGAGAGUUAUGUUGUUGCUUUUUCUGAUUUAUCUUGUAGUUCAGAUUUUACUGUUUUUCAUACACCACAUCAUCAAAAAUUCUGUAGCUGCUAUCAAACUCUCCCCAGAUUUGUACUUGCUGAAGCCUGGGGAGGACUGUCACAAGUACAGGAGCCGUCUCCUGCUGCAGAACUCCACAGAAUCGGGAAUCGAUGACAUUGUCCGAUCUCUUGGGAGCAUGAACAUCCUCUUGGACAUGUUCAAUGACAGUGAUUAUGUCUCAGCUGCACCUCACAGUGCAGCUCUGAACGUAUUUGACCUUGAAUCCAGACAGAGCUAUGUUUUCACAGUCAUAUUCAACAGUACCAUGGUGCAUUCCCUGCCAGUUUUGAUGAAUAUUGUCAGCAACCUACUUCUGCGUAAUUUAAACGUGACAGAGAGCAUCCAGAUCUGGAGCAACCCCUUCCUUCAGAAUCUUCCAGACACAAUUUUCAGACUGGAGAUCUAUUUUGAAGCUGUGUUACUGGGAAUCAUUAUUACUGGAAUGCCACCCUAUUUUGCCAUGGACAAUGCAGAAAACCAUAAGAUCAAAUCCUACACACAGCUGAAGAUUGCAGGGCUUUAUCCCUCUGCUUACUGGAUGGGACAAGCCAUCAUUGACCUCCCACUAUUCUACUCCAUCCUGGUCCUGAUGAUCGGCAGCCUCUUCGCCUUCCACUACGGCGUUUACUUCUACGUGGGCAAGUUUGUUGCUGUGAUCUUUUGCCUGAUUGGAUAUGUCCCCUCUGUUGUGCUCUUCACUUACGUGGUCUCCUUCACGUUCAAAAAAGUCCAGAAUACAAAAGAAUUUUGGUCAUUUAUAUUUUCAGUGACAGCCUUGCUCUGUACGGUUGUCACUGAAGUGGCCUUUUUUCUGGACUACUACUUGGUAACCACCAUCCUGCAUUAUGUCUUCUCCAUCUUCAUUCCUAUUUAUCCCCUUAUUGGCUGUUUGAUUUGUUUUAUAAAGGUCUCAUGGAAAGGCAAGAGAAAGAGCGGGGGAUACUACGACCCGUGGGACAGGCUCCUGGUAGCAGUCAUAGCUCCCUAUUUGCAGUGUGUCAUGUGGCUCUUCCUGCUGAGAUAUUUCGAGCUGAAGAAUGGGGGAAGAACAGUUAGAGAGGAUCCAUUCUUCAGAAAAUGUUUUACAAAAGCCAAACCCUGGAAGUUCCCAGAUGUCCCACGUGAUGAGAACGAAGAUGAAGAUGUGAAGGCAGAGAGGCUGCGAGUCCAGGAAAUCCUGAGCAGCCCCAAAAGUGAGGAGAUGCCAGCCAUCCUGGUCAGCAGCUUGCACAAAGAGUUUGAUGAAAGAAAGGAAUUUCUUCUGGGGAGAAAAAUAAAGAAAGUGGCAACGAAGCAUGUUUCUCUCUGUGUAAAAAAAGGGGAAAUACUGGGUUUGUUGGGACCCAAUGGAGCUGGGAAAAGCACAUUAAUUAACAUGCUUGUUGGAGAGAUUGAGCCAACGAGUGGGCAGGUUCUGAUGGGAGAUUCCUCUUUUGGCUCAAACAGCGACGAUGACUCGGUGAAAUUUGUGGGAUAUUGUCCUCAAACAAAUCCUCUUUGGCCAGAUAUUACAUUGCAGGAACACUUUGAAAUUUAUGGUGCUAUCAAAGGAAUGAGUCAGUCUGAUGUUAAGGAAGUCAUAAAACGCAUCGCGAGUGCCCUGGAUUUAAAAGACCACCUGCAGAAGACAACAAAGAAGCUGGGUGUAGGGCUGAAACGCAAGCUCUGCUUUGCCCUGAGCAUGCUGGGCAACCCGCGGGUCACGCUCUUGGAUGAACCAUCAACUGGGAUGGAUCCAAAAGCCAAGCAGCACAUGUGGCGGGCGAUUCGAGCAGCAUUUAAGAACAAGGAGAGAGCAGCUAUCCUGACCACUCAUUACAUGGAGGAGGCAGAUGCUGUUUGUGACCGUGUGGCCAUCCUGGUGUCAGGGCAGCUCAGGUGUAUAGGUACUGUCCAACACCUGAAGAGUAAGUUUGGCAGAGGAUACUUCUUGGAAAUGAAAUUAAAAGAAACAGCAGAUGUGCAGCAGGUGGAAUAUCUGCAGAGCCAGAUCUUGCACAUCUUCCCAAAUGCAAAUCGUCAGGAAAGUUUUGCUUCUAUUUUGGCCUAUAAAAUUCCUAAAGAAGAUGUUCAGUCUCUUUCACAUUCUUUUUCCAAGCUGGAAGAAGUAAAACAUGCCUUUAACAUCGAGGAGUACAGCUUUUCUCAGGCAACACUGGAACAGGUUUUUGUGGAGCUGGCAAAGGAGCAGGAGGAGGAGGACGGCAGCUUCGGCACCCUGAACAGCAUGCUGUGGUGGGACAGGACACAGGAAGACAGAGUUGUUUUCUGAGCUUCAGCAGUCCCCAUCUGCUCAGCAGCUCCUGCUUCGUGCCAGCCCUGAUGCUCUGCACACACGUCGGGGCAGCUGCGGGGGAAGCACUGGAACUGGGAUGGACAAAGGAAGUGGUGUUGGGAAGCCCUGAGCAUGUUCCACCAUCCUGGCCUUAGGAGCAGCGCCGCAAUGGCGGUGGGAGUGGAGAGCAUCCCCACCGUGAUUCUGGCUGAUCUGAAAUUCCUUCUCUCCUCCCUGUUUCUGGGUUUGUGUUGAGAAGAUGCUGCCGCAGCAGUUGGUCAUCUCCUGGUGCUGGUCACUUGGACAGGAGCCCCUGCCUGCCCUCCUCCCUCACUGGCACUGGGGCUGGCAGCCAGAGGUUGGGCUGUCCUUACUAGGAAUCUGCUGUUGAGCAAAACCAGUUGCCACUGGAGUGUCCCACCGUGUGGGUUCACAGGGUCUUGCUGUGCCCUGUGCCCUCAAUUGGCCAUCACUGCUCACCGAGAUGCUGAGCAGACACAUAUCCCUGCAAGGUCCUUCUCCCUACCAGCUCAUCCAUCCCUGCUUAUGCUUAGAAGCUGCACCUGCUUAGAAGAGAAGGGGGGAAAACCACUCCAAAGUCCUUGUAUUCCCUGCAGAAGGGUCCUGGGUUACACUGCCAGCUGAGCUUGGCACGCAGUCACUGUGGAAAUGCUCAUUUACAGGUAGAGCACAGCACUUGGCAGCACUUGUGUUUGUGUCCUUGCUGCUGUGAGUUGGUGGAUGUGGCUGAGACCUCCUGCUGUCCCAGGUGGCACUGGCUUGGUGCAUGAGCCAUAGGGCUGAAGGGGGGUACAUGAGUAGAUGCUUGGUUGGUUGUUUUUUUUCCGCCACACUUUGUAAAAGUACAAAGACAUAACUGUGUAUUUACAGGAUUUGCAGAGGUAUGAGCAUUUCUCAUCUUCAUUAAAAAUAGUCUUAAUUAUUUUGUUGGGUGUAAGGACGUGUACCUGCAGCUGUUUUUGAGGACAGUCCUGGUUAGAUGUUCUCAUUUUUCUUGACAGUGACUUUACAUUGCAACAGCAUUUCCUAAUCCAUCUUUGUGGUGAUAGCAGCCAGUGCUGCAGUGGUGUGCUCUGCACAGGAAUGUUUGCUUUGUCCUGACCUGGCAAUUUUUCAUUCACCUUUGUGACCCCCCUAAAAAAAAGAUCCAAUUUCCCAACCUCAUCAGUAGGAACGGUGCCUUUUGUUUGCAUAGAAGCACUAAGAGCAGAUUAUGUGAUUCUUUAUCCUAAGAUAUGACAGAUGCAUAUUGAAAAUGUAUUAUUUUUUUUCUACACAAAGCUAUCAUCACUCUUUUAUUUUUUAAGGUGAAAUUAAAGAUUGCUAACAGCUCAUUAUAUUCUGUGAUGAGCAAAUAUAGAGAUGCAUUUAUAUUGAAACAUUGGCUUCGUAAGUCAUAUCAAUUAUGUGUCUUCACAUUAAAGUCAGAAAAGACCUUUGUUUUUUCUUGUGAAAACUCAAAAAAAUUUUGGUUUAGGUGGAGUUCUGUGUUCUGACUGUAAUUAUCAGGCAAUAGUGUGUGAUGUACAUCUGAUAAUUGUUUAUCAUCAUUUUGGGUCAAAAUCUGUUUUUGUUAGUUUCUUACUCUACAACAGGGAGGUGUGAACUCCUUAUGUACAACUUCUGCAUCCUCUUUGGUAGCUGUAGAUUGCAUUUAAACUUGGAGAUUUGGUUUUGUAGUUUCAGUUUGAGCCCAAGAACUGCAGAAGCACCUGGAUGUCCCCUUUGCCUCCCCAGGGGAGCACAGACGGUCACUCUGCCAGUUUUGGUGAGCCCUGGGCUGUGGUACCUGCACCUGCCUUGAUCUCCUGGGCUGGAAACGAGCCACAGGAUUACAGCACCAGCCUCUAGAAGUAGCAAUCUUUCCAGGGCUGAAGCUUGCCUGUCAGAAAACAAAACUUUGCCCAAUUCAGCCCUUUUGUCUAUGCAGCCUUUUAUUUAGCCCCUGGGGACCCUUGGCCUGUUGCUCCCAGCUCCAUCCCGGCUGCUGGCCCCUAUCUGAGCAUUUUCCUUCAUUUGCUGCAAAGAUGAGACCCAGAAUUUUGUCCUGUGACGCUUUCCCGUGUCUGUACAUACAUGUUAAGUGCAUCUUCACCAAACCCCACACUUCUUUCUUCCAUCCCUCUUUGUAAAUGGUGUUGCAGCUGAGUGCCAUCUGCAUCUCCCCAGCAAUUCCCAGCACGCUCUUUCCACGUGGACUCAGAGUGCAGUUGUGACCCGUUAGCCUUGAUGUCUCCUUUUCAUUUUAUUUUUUAACUUAGAGUUGAUAGUAAAAUAGUUCUGUGUUGUCUGAAUGACAUCAUCCUAUUUCAGAGAGUUUCUUAUUUUCUAAUGUUGCAAAUAGAUCACAUGAAAACUUUAAUUAGGCAGCCUGAUUUGCUCACUUUGGUACUGUUCUUGUUUACCCGGGAGUGACCCGGUUGAUGGUGGCUCAGUAUUUAUGCAGCUUCAUGUGCAAAGAAUUUGGCUUUGUUAACUGUGUGUUUGAGUGGGAUCUUUCUGGCAUGGUGGCAUCGUGUCAAUGCAGUAUAAAAUGCCACCCCAACACAUCACUGUAUUGUAUCAGAAGUCUUUCCCAGUGUCAUAUGAUGCCUAUAAUUACCAGAAUAAGGGGAAAAACAUGCUAAAUGGAACCACAGAAUCCCUUGGAAACUUUAGAAGUUUGCUCCUGUGUUUUUAAGUCACUUUGUUUGGCUGUUCCCAGUGACAUGCUGAAGCACAGCCCUACGAUACACCCAGUUUAUGCUUGAGGUAAGAGGGGGAUGAGGCAGCUGGAUUUGGGCUGACUGGGGGACUCGGGGCAAAUGAGUUCUGUUUGUGCCAUGUCCCAGAUAUGAUGGUUUUAAUUUCCUUGCAGGGUUGUUGUGAGAAAUAGUUAGCUAGUGUAUCCAUAACUUGGAAGAUGCGUUUACUUUGUGGUGUUGUUCUAAGGUUGUAUUUGUCUGUGGAGGAAUUUAGCGUGUCUGAUUUUGGUUUAUGUUACCAAGAAAAGCUCUUUUUGAAAAAUGUCUCUGUAUAGCAAGUCUGUUCCAUAGCCAACAUCCAGUACUCUGGUAGCAGGAACAGAAGAUGGUGGGUCUGAUGGUGACCCAUUUGUAACCCUGUUGCCAUCAGGCACUUUGACUCCUUUGCGGUUCGUUUUACACACCUGCCUUUCUUUUACCAUUUUGCUGUAUUGGAAAAGCUGAGGGGUUUUGUGUUUGGCUUGUUUUUUUUUUUUCCCUUUUCCAGCAGAAAGUACUACCAAAAUAAAGAUGGAUUGGAUUGUUAAAA
Messenger RNA from Apus apus (common swift), 8573 nucleotides. RefSeq names its product ATP binding cassette subfamily A member 5 (gene ABCA5). The transcript is spliced from 40 exons. Gene Ontology annotation, cellular component: membrane; intracellular membrane-bounded organelle. Bases 333 to 5276 code for a protein of 1647 amino acids. The record is from RefSeq and is a predicted model, not a curated record. Gene Ontology annotation, molecular function: lipid carrier activity; ATP binding; ABC-type transporter activity. Gene Ontology annotation, biological process: transmembrane transport; lipid transport. NCBI's taxonomy places the organism in Eukaryota, Metazoa, Chordata, Aves, Apodiformes, Apodidae.